UAAAAACGGGAGGCAACGUUAGUGUAUCCUUCAGCAGCACUGUCAGAGUUUGGAAUUACAGCAGCAGUACCUUUUCUUACUACAGGGACAACCAACCAUGGCGGGACCUGAAUAAGGACGCGAGCAAAGCGAUAUUCGUAUUCGCCCAAACACUUUCCGCAUUUCUAUUUCCCACUCAAGUCGCUCCUCUUUUGCCCUAUGCAUCGGCGCUCUGCGGAGAAAGGACAGUCAGUGUUGAAAGACUUUACUGGACUCAUUGAGGAGAAGAAGAGAAGAGAAAGACACAUAAUUUUAAAGCAGAAUGGCGGACCGUGAUACGUUACCCCUUCCUUUAGAGGUGCGAGCCAGACUUGCUGAGCUGGAACUGGAGUUAUCAGAAGGUGACAUCACACAGAAAGGCUAUGAAAAGAAGAGAUCCAAAUUAAUUGGGGCCUUCCUCCCUCAGGCACCAGGUAAAGGGAUGGACCCUUCUGUGCCCCACGAGAGGAGAACUCCUGUCACCCCCGGCUCCUCCUCUCGCUACCACCGCCGCCGCUCCUCUGGCUCCCGGGACGAACGCUACAGAUCAGAUGUCCACACAGAGGCUGUGCAGGCGGCUCUGGCCAAACAGAAGGAGCGUGGUAAGAUGGCAGUACCCAUGCCCUCCAAACGCCGCUCCCUGGUCGUGCAGUCCUCCAUGGAUGCCUACACUCCCCCAGGUGAGGAACAUAUAGGACACCAAGACACGUCGUCAGGCUCGGAGGGUGAGGGCUCCAUGCAGGGUGAGGGCACGCCCACCUCCAGCCAGGGCAGCAUCAACAUGGAGAACUGGAUCAGCCGGGCCAUCCACGGCUCCACCACCUCCUCCACCACCUCCUCCUCCUCCACGCAGAGUGGAGGGAGCGGGGCGGCCAGCCGGCUAGCAGACGUCAUGGGUCAGACACACCUCGGUAAGUCAGAGAAGAACUCUGCCCCUCCAGAUGUUACCAGCUACACCACAGACUCCAUACAGGUGGAGAGACCGCAGGGCUCCACCACAGCAUCCAGAGCCACGCCCAAGUACGGCAACGCAGAGCUCAUGGAGACCGGAGAUGGUGUUCCAGUAGGUGGCCGAGUGUCAGCCAAAAUCCAGCAGCUAGUCAACACGUUGAAGAGACCCAAACGGCCUCCCUUAAGAGAAUUCUUUGUUGACGAUUUCGAAGAACUUCUAGAGGUACAACAGCCUGACCCCAACCAGCCCAAAGCGGAGGGGGCCCAGAUGCUGGCGAUGAGGGGGGAGCAGCUAGGGGUGGUCACUAACUGGCCCCCGUCGUUGGAGGCUGCCCUGCAGAGGUGGGGCACCAUCUCUCCCAAAGCCCCAUGCCUCACCACUAUGGACACCAACGGAAAACCACUGUACAUUUUAACCUACGGAAAACUUUGGUUGCGGAGUAUGAAGGUGGCCUAUAACAUCCUCCACAAGCUGGGGAGCAAGCAGGAACCUAUGGUCAGACCUGGAGACCGGGUAGCUCUGGUCUUUCCCAACAAUGACCCGGCUGCCUUCAUGGUUGCCUUUUACGGAUGCCUAUUGGCCGAACUUGUCCCCGUGCCAAUUGAAGUGCCACUUACGAGAAAGGAUGCAGGGAGCCAGCAGAUAGGCUUUUUGCUGGGAAGCUGUGGGGUGACGGUUGCCUUGACGAGUGACGCCUGCCAUAAAGGCCUUCCCAAGAGCCCCACAGGGGAGAUCCCACAGUUCAAAGGCUGGCCAAAGCUGCUGUGGUUUGUGACUGAAUCCAAACACUUAUCCAAACCUCCCAGAGACUGGUUCCCCCUUAUCAAGGACGCAAAUAACGACACAGCCUAUAUCGAGUAUAAGACGUGUAAGGACGGCAGUGUGCUGGGAGUGACGGUGAUGAGGAUAGCUUUGCUGACUCACUGUCAGGCCAUCACCCAAUCCUGUGGAUACACAGAAGCUGAGACCAUUGUGAAUGUAUUAGACUUUAAGAAGGACGUGGGGCUGUGGCAUGGCAUUCUCACGAGUGUGAUGAACAUGAUGCAUGUUAUCAGUAUACCCUACUCACUGAUGAAGGUCAACCCACUGUCCUGGAUCCAGAAAGUGUGCCAAUACAAAGCAAAGGUGGCGUGUGUAAAGUCCAGGGACAUGCACUGGGCCUUGGUGGCCCACAAGGACCAGAGGGACAUUAACCUGAGCUCACUACGCAUGCUGGUGGUGGCCGAUGGAUCCAACCCCUGGUCCAUCUCGUCGUGUGAUGCGUUCCUCAAUGUUUUCCAGAGUAAGGGGCUGAAGCCCGAGGUUAUCUGUCCUUGUGCCAGCUCUCCAGAGGCCCUCACUGUAGCCAUCAGGAGGCCGACAGACGACAGUAACCAGCCCCCGGGGAGAGGAGUGCUGUCCAUGCAAGGUCUGAGUCACGGGGUCAUCAGGGUGGACUCUGAGGAGAAGCUGUCUGUUCUCACCCUGCAGGACGUGGGCACCGCCAUGCCAGGAGCUCUCAUGUGCGUCGUGAAACCAGAUGGGGUUCCGCAGUUAUGCAAAACAGAUGAGAUCGGGGAGCUGUGUGUGUGUUCUAUCGCCACAGGGACGUCGUACUAUGGUCUCUCAGGCAUGACCAAGAACACCUUUGAGGUGUUCCCCAUGAACAGUGUUGGGGCUCCCAUCAGUGAGUAUCCCUUCACCAGGACAGGCUUGCUGGGCUUCGUGGGUCCUGGGGGGCUGUGCUUCAUCGCUGGCAAGAUGGAUGGCCUCAUGGUGGUGGGGGGAAGGAGGCACAACGCUGAUGACAUCGUGGCUACAGCCCUGGCUGUGGAGCCCAUGAAGUUUGUCUACAGGGGGAGGAUAGCAGUGUUCUCCAUCACUGUGUUACAUGAUGAGAGGAUCGUGGUGGUGGCAGAGCAGAGACCUGAUUCUACAGAGGAGGACAGUUUUCAGUGGAUGAGUAGAGUGCUGCAGGCCAUAGAUGGGAUCCACCAGGUGGGGGUGUAUUGCCUGGCCCUAGUCCCCUCCAACACCCUUCCUAAAACCCCUCUGGGGGGCAUCCACCUGUCAGAGACCAAGCAGCUGUUCCUGGAGGGCUCCCUGCACCCCUGCAACGUCCUCAUGUGCCCUCAUACCUGUGUCACCAACCUGCCCAAGCCCCGGCAGAAACAACCAGAGAUCGGGCCUGCCUCUGUGAUGGUGGGGAACCUGGUGUCGGGGAAGAGGAUUGCCCAGGCUAGUGGCAGGGACCUGGGCCAGAUGGAAGACAAUGAUCAGGCAAGAAAGUUCCUCUUUCUCUCCGAAGUGUUACAAUGGAGGGCCCAGACCACUCCGGACCAUGUGCUUUACACACUGCUCAACUCAAGGGGGACAAUAGCCAGCUCGCUGUCAUGUGUCCAGUUGCAUAAGAGAGCAGAGAAGAUUGCUACCAUGCUGGCGGAGCGAGGACACCUGCAGGACGGGGAACACGUUGCGCUCGUCUACCCCCCUGGGAUUGACCUGAUCGCAGCGUUCUACGGGUGCCUGUACGCGGGCUGUGUGCCAAUCACCGUGCGACCUCCGCACCCCCAGAACAUCGCCACCACUCUGCCCACGGUGAAGAUGAUCGUAGAGGUGAGCCGCUCGGCGUGUAUGAUGACCACAGCGGUGAUCUGUAAAUUGCUGAGGUCGAAGGAGGCGUCGGCAGCAGUGGACGUCAGGACCUGGCCUCCUGUCCUGGACACAGAUGAUUUGCCAAAGAAGAAGCCUCCUCUAUUGUACAAGCCCUCCAAUCCAGACACACUGGCCUACCUGGACUUCAGUGUUUCCACCACAGGGAUGCUAGCAGGAGUGAAGAUGUCUCACACUGCCACCAGUGCCUUCUGCCGUUCUAUCAAGCUGCAGUGUGAGCUGUACCCCUCCCGUGAGGUGGCUAUCUGCCUGGACCCCUACUGCGGCCUGGGAUUCGUCAUCUGGUGCCUUUGCAGUGUGUACUCUGGCCACCAGUCCAUCCUGAUUCCACCUUCAGAGUUGGAGGUGAACCCUGCUCUGUGGCUGCUGGCUGUCAGCCAAUACAAGGUCAGGGACACCUUCUGCUCCUACAGCGUCAUGGAGCUGUGCACCAAGGGCCUGGGCCUGCAGACCGACUCACUCAAGUCUCGAGGCCUGGACCUGUCGCGGGUGAGGACGUGUGUGGUGGUGGCGGAGGAGAGACCCAGGAUAGCUCUGACUCAGUCCUUCUCCAAGCUCUUCAAAGACCUGGGCCUCCACCCACGAGCAGUCAGCACCUCGUUCGGCUGCAGAGUCAACCUGGCCAUCUGUCUGCAGCCUCACAGGCUGGGGAAGCUUGCUGACCAGGGUACUUCAGGACCAGACCCAACGACUGUGUAUGUGGACAUGAGGGCACUGAGGCACGACAGGGUUCGUCUGGUAGAGAGAGGGUCUCCACACAGCUUACCACUCAUGGAAUCUGGAAAGAUUCUACCUGGGGUUCGAAUUAUCAUCGCCAACCCGGAGACCAAGGGACCGCUGGGAGACUCGCAUCUUGGAGAGAUCUGGGUGUGCAGUGGACACAAUGCCAGCGGCUACUUCACGGUGUAUGGAGAUGAGGCACUGCAGUCUGAUCACUUUAAUUCCCGUCUGAGCUUUGGAGACACACAGACAAUCUGGACCCGCACCGGCUACUUGGGCUUCCUCAGGAGGACCGAACUGACCGACGCCAGCGGGGAGCGACACGAUGCCCUGUACGUGGUGGGGGCGCUGGAUGAGGCUAUGGAGCUGAGGGGAAUGAGGUACCACCCCAUCGACAUUGAGACCUCCGUCAUCAGGACACACAAGAGCAUCACAGAAUGUGCGGUGUUCACAUGGACCAACCUCCUGGUGGUGGUGGUGGAGUUGGAUGGUUCGGAGCAGGAGGCCCUGGACCUUGUUCCCCUGGUGACCAACGUGGUUCUUGAAGAACACUACCUGAUCGUGGGGGUGGUGGUGGUGGUGGACAUUGGGGUCAUCCCCAUCAACUCUCGGGGAGAGAAGCAGAGAAUGCACCUCCGUGACGGCUUCCUGGCCGACCAGCUGGACCCCAUAUACGUGGCCUAUAACAUGUAGCCUAUAGCCUGCCAUCUGUAGACCUGCUAGACCAUAGACAAGGCCUUAUGGACGGACCGUGCAAUGCAGCAGGACCUCUGGUCUCUGAGAGCAGUGAGAGAGCUGAGGAGAGGACGUGAGUCCUAGACCCAGGCGCUCGCUGAUUUUGUGUGAUGUUGUUGCUAGUUCAAAAACAAAAGCACCUAAAAUUGGCAAGAGCAGGUGACGGGUUAGUGAAGUGUAGGAUUAGAAUGGGAGGAGCUCUAUGUGUAGAUGAUGAGAUAGGAGAGUCCCAGUCUAGUUCAGAUUCUUGAGUCCCAGUCUAGUUCAGAUUCUUGAGAGUCCCAGUCUAGUUCAGAUUCUUGAGAGUCCCAGUCUAGUUCAGAUUCUUGAGAGUCCCAGUCUAGUUCAGAUUCUUGAGAGUCCCAGUCUAGUUCAGAUUCUUGAGAGUCCCAGUCUAGUUCAGAUUCUUGAGUCCCAGUCUAGUUCAGAUUCUUGAGAGUCCCAGUCUAGUUCAGAUUCUUGAGUCCCAGUCUAGUUCAGAUUCUUGAGAGUCCCAGUCUAGUUCAGAUUCUUGAGAGUCCCAGUCUAGUUCAGAUUCUUGAGUCCCAGUCUAGUUCAGAUUAUUGAGUCCCAGUCUAGUUCAGAUUCUUGAGAGUCCCAGUCUAGUUCAGAUUCUUGAGAGUCCCAGUCUUGUUAAGAUUUUUGCUUUUUUGGUUAUUGAUUUUGAAGUAAGUGUGUAUAUAUUUUCAUGUUGCGUAAUGCUGAAGUCGCUUGUUUUUUUAAUCUGCCCUCUAAGAGGUUAGGGUAUUUUUUAAGAAUAUUUACAAACUGUGGCAAAUGGUAUUUUAUGUUUACCUUUUUUAAUUAUAUCAAUCAUUACAAAUACAGAUAUGUUUUGAUACAGGACAUAUCAAUGUUGUCCUUGAACUUUACAAUAUGAAGUACAAUAUGUUGUUUUAUGUUUGUUGGUUCAUUUUUUAAACAACAUUUUUAAUUCUGCGCCAACAUUUAUUUUUCUGUAACAACUGUCCCGACUACAAGGGGAACCAGUGUGAUUAUUUCAACUACAGCAAUCCUUUACUCUGUUAUCAUGUUCAAUAUCAUUAUACAUAAAUUAAAGGAAAACACUACGUUAUUUCAUAUCAUGUAAGUAUGUACAAAACUGAUUUAAUUUAUUUUGUUCUCUUUAGACGUAUAUGAGAGAAGACAUUCAAGAAUGUUUUAAUCUUGAAUAUUUGCUAAUAUAAAAACAAAGCAUUGUAUUAUCUUGAGUGAAUACUAGUAUCACAUCAAGUAUAUAAAAUAUAAAUAUAGAUCUAUAUUAAUUAAAAAGACCUAGGAUUCACCAAUGAAAACAUUUCAAAUGCAGUUCUUCUCACUUGCAUGGUGUCUGAUGUGUAGACAGAGCUGAAGUUGUUGCAUUGUUUGAAGGACAUAAAGGGGAUGAAUAUAAGGAUUCAGACUGUCCUCAAUAACUGCACACAGACAAAGAAGAGCUCUGAAAGGAUCAAAAGCAAUUUUGGAGAAAUUAUGUGUGUGUGAGGAGGAUGAUGGACUAAAACCUCUGGUGGGAAUGAUGAUGAAGAUGUCUGUGCUGACGUGUCACACUUGUAACUGAAACAACAGGUUGUAGAUGGUCACCAGAAUUGUAAAUAGAAAGUUUAGUCCUUCAUAUUUUUGCAUUGAGAGAUCAAUCAGGGCUCCUAUAUUGAUGUCACAGAGGAAAAAUUAUGAAAAAGUUCAAGAAAAAAUAUAACACUUUUACAGAAACCCUUUAAAGCAGGGCUGCCCAACCCUCUUCCUGGAGAUCUACUGUCCUGUAGGUUCAGUCCAACCCUAAU
Molecule: messenger RNA, 6858 nt
Organism: Coregonus clupeaformis (lake whitefish)
Lineage: Eukaryota; Metazoa; Chordata; Actinopteri; Salmoniformes; Salmonidae
Product: disco-interacting protein 2 homolog C-like
Exons: 38
Coding region: 302-5035 (1577 amino acids)
Source: RefSeq, a predicted model, not a curated record